GUCUUUACGUCGAUUACGUUGCAAUCGUCUCGGUUACGUUGUAUGAUGUUGCCGGAUGAAAUUUUGAUGUACUUCCAAAGAGUUUUUCUUAGAUUUCUAAUAUUUUCAGCUUAUUUCAAUGCUUUUUAUUUUAAAUGGGCAACAUCGGAAUUGUUUACAUUUUGGUUUUGCUUAAAAGUGUUUUGGUUGUGUUGCGGAAAGAAAUAUAAGGAAAAUUAAUUUUUAAAAAUGUAUGCUGCUAUAGCGCUAAUGGACGCCGAGGAAUCCGAAGAAAGGGAAAGGCGAAUACAGAGGAGGAGAUUGCGAGACCACACCAAUGUAAUGGAACUACCUGAGACUGAAUUUGUUGCAAAUUUCCGAAUCAAUAAAGAAAUAUUCCAAUACAUAUUAAACGAAUUAAAAGAGCACAUGGCUCCAUCACAUAGAAGCACCCACCUAUCGCAGUUACCAAAAAUUUGUUGGUAACGAAAAUAUUUCGUCGAUGGGGCAGUCAACUGCAGCCAACGUGAUCAGGGAAUGCCUAAAUAUUUUUGAGGACCAUUUUUGCCAGAAAUGGGUGAAUUUUAGGAGAAACAUCGAUGAGGAAAAUGCAGUUAAAGAAUAUUUCUUUGAGAAAUACGGAAUACCUGGGGUUAUUGGUUGUGUUGAUGGAACACACGUUCGUAUUAAGUCGCCAGGAAGUGACAACCACCAUUUAUACCUCAACCGCAAGGGUUUUUACAGUCUUAAUGUAAUGGCGAUAUGCGAUCACAACAUGGUAAUCACAUUUGUUGACGCUAGGCAUCCAGGGGCGAAUCAUGAUUUAUUUGUUUGGAAUGUGAGUCACGCAGAACAGGAGCUAAAAUCUGAUUAUAACAAUGGAAAAACCAACACAUGGCUACUCGGUGAUUCCCUUGCAGCCAUACUUGAUGACGCCAUUCAGAAGCGCAGCCGAUGAAAUUCAACGAACUUACAACACAAAGCACUCGAAAGCUCGUAAUGUAAUUGAGAGAUGUUUCGGUGUUUUGAAAAACCGAUUUCGAUGUAUAAUUGGCUCGAGAGGGCUACACUAUUCACCAGAAAAAGUUACACAAAUUGUAAAUGUGUGCUGUGCUAUUCAUAACGUUUGUAUAUUUUUCAAACAUCAAAUUCCAUUGGAGAGCCCAGAUAUGGAGAAUCUUGUUAGU
Molecule: messenger RNA, 1166 nt
Organism: Rhagoletis pomonella (apple maggot)
Lineage: Eukaryota; Metazoa; Arthropoda; Insecta; Diptera; Tephritidae
Product: putative nuclease HARBI1
Exons: 4
Coding region: 482-937 (151 amino acids)
Source: RefSeq, a predicted model, not a curated record